CGAGGUGAGCGCAUCUCCGACCUGUGGGCCGGGGAUAAGCUGCUGACAAUCCUAAAGACCCUGGUCAGUGUCCGGGAACUUUGCGAGCGUGGCUUUGAUCUGACCGUGUGGUUCAUUGCCGCCUGGAAGAUUUCGCAACAAAGAGAGUUGAUAGAGGAAGCUUUGUUUUGUCAGCGGACGCAGGAGCCUGUCCAAAUUCGGUAUUGGGAUCACUUUCCUCCCGAUGUUGGCGGCUUCUUGAGCUCCCGCCAUCGGCUCGCGAUGGCGAAAGUGAUGGAUGAGUACGACUUCUUCAUUUCCAUCGAGGACGAUAUCUACCUCACCCCGUCAAUGGUGGAUGCGUAUGUGCAUGCAAGCGGCCGGCUUGCGCUCACCACGGACGCGUACGCCCGCGAGCAUCACAUGGUGGGCUUCUCCCGAAAAGAACACGACUUGCUACGAGAGGACCGGGCUUGGGCGCUGUGGGAGACACUGGCGGUGGAUUACCAUGUGUUGCAACUCCCCGGAGCAGGUUGGUGGGCACAAGUGACGGGAAAUCCCCAUCAGGCCAUGUGGAUGGCGACAAGGGAACAGAUUUACAAUUUUGAAAGCCGAUGCGAGAGCGGCUUUUUGAAAUUGAAACAUCCUAGGGAAGCAGAAUGGGUGGAGAUAUUUAUGGGCCCCGAAGAGUGUGAGGAUAUCCGCAAAGUUCUUCCGAUUGACGAUGAUAUAGGGGGCUUCGAAUCUUUCACGGUCUGGCACAUGACGGACUCGAAACUACGAGUCAUGGGAGAGGGCGUGGCACUGGUGAAGGAUAUUGUAACCCACUUGAAUGCGGAGAAGGCCUGGAGAAAAGGGAAGAUUAGGGGCGCACGAAGAAAGAAUUAAGAGCGGUGAGUUAGCGGCCGAACAAGUCCGGAGAUCUUUUGUGUGUAGCAUGUCUAGCUGAAAUUUCAGCAACCAAAUGGUACAUCCUGGUUGUUGAUCGUCCAGACGUUCUGUAUACCUGUACAGCUGUAAGAUUAAUUAGGAUUUAUAAAAGCGACCAAAAUUUGUACGAUGUCUAGAUCCAAUUUCCACCAUAGAUAUAUAUAUCA
This is a messenger RNA of Nannochloropsis gaditana CCMP526, 1076 nucleotides long. RefSeq lists its product as uncharacterized. The record is from RefSeq and is a predicted model, not a curated record. The annotation marks the transcript as partial. The transcript has 3 exons.